Molecule: messenger RNA, 70 nt
Organism: Didymodactylos carnosus
Lineage: Eukaryota; Metazoa; Rotifera; Eurotatoria; Philodinida; Philodinidae
Source: the annotation of a GenBank genome assembly
AUGAUGCUCCCGUCGGGAAGUUCGCCUGGAUCGGUUGGUCCUUCACCUGGACGAAUGUCACGUGUGGCGA